CUGUUUACACAAUACUCGCUGGAUAGUCGUGCCGAGUCGCGGUGAGAAGCGAUAUCGUUAUCACUCGGUCCCGACAACCUCGAUGUAACAGUGACCCACACUCUCAGCCAUGUAUGUGUUUGUAUUAGUUCUCGUCGCGAUGUCCAGCGUCGCUGUCGCAGAGCUCGACUUCUUGUUGCUCCACACUAACGACAUGCACGCCCGCUUCCAGCAGACCGACAAGUACUCUGGGAUCUGCGGGAACAUGAACUCGGGCCUCUGCUAUGGUGGGUUCGCGAGGCUCCACGCCGAAGCUGUAAGGAGGAAGCAGGAGGCGGAUAAUAAGGGCCUCCCGACAAUAUUCCUAAAUGCCGGGGACUCCUAUCAGGGAACGCCGUUUUACACUUUCUACAAGUGGCGUAUUGUCGCUAAAUUUGUCAAUAUGCUUGGAAUGGAUGUUAUGAGCCUAGGCAACCACGAGUUCGAUGACGGAAUUCCAGGUCUGGUGCCUUACAUAAAAGCAGUUUCUACUCCUAUUGUCUGCAGCAACCUGAACAUCUCCCAGGUACCCGAGCUGAAACUACCCAAACUCACUCCUUCCGUGGUUCUGACGGUAAACGGGACCAAGAUCGGAGUGAUCGGGUACCUCACUCCAGAAACAAAGUACUUAGCGACUCUCCAGAAUUUGGAGUUCCUCGACGAAAUCCCGAGCAUUCGAUUAGAGGCUCAGAGGCUGCGUAGUCAGGGUGUGAACAUUCUCAUCGCCUUGGGCCACUCUGGCUAUCCUAAAGACAUGGAAAUUGCGAGAGAGGUGGAAGAUAUAGACAUUGUUGUGGGAGGCCACACACAUACUUUCCUCUACAAUGGUACCCCUCCUGAUAUAGAAGAGCCUAAAGGACCAUACCCUACUGUGGUAACGCAGCCCUCAGGAAAGCAGGUUCCCGUAGUUCAGGCCUACUUUGCAACUAAAUAUCUGGGGUAUCUCGAGCUUCAUUUUGACAGCAAUGGAAACCUAAAGUCAUUUGAUGGAGCUCCAAUUUUGCUCAGUGGCAAUAUGCCUGAAGAUACUGAGAUUCUUAAAACGUUGGAGCCUUACGUACAGAACAUGUCCGCCACUACUCACCAAAUCAUGGGAUACACAAGCGUUCUUCUGGACAAUGAUAACACGAAGUGUAAAUUAGCUGAGUGCAACAUAGGCAAUUUAAUCACGGAUUCCUACGUCGAUUACGCGACUAGACACUACCCGACCUCGAAGGGAUGGACUCCGGCAGCCAUCGGCGUCACUCAGGCAGGUGGCAUCAGGGCAUCCAUCAAUACCAAGACUAACAGCAACCAUAAUGGUUCCAUACCUUUAGAAGACAUCAUGACAGUUAUACCAUGGGGUGACAAGGUAUUAAUCUUGAAUAUGACUGGAAGCGUGCUGCUGGAGGCGCUCGAACACUCAGUGGCGAGGUACGAAGAUACGAUCACAGGUCACGUGUCCGAGUUCCUGCAGGUAUCAGGAAUACGUGUUGUGUACGACAUGGGUCGUCCAAGUGGCCACCGUGUUGUCACAGUGUCGCUGUUGUGUGCUGACUGUAGUGUUCCUGUCUACAAACCACUAGAGCUCGACAUGUACUACGGUGUAGUGGUUCCAGACUUCCUCGCUCUGGGAGGUGACAACUUCCUAAUCUCUAGAAACGUCACAAAUACCACCAUGUUUGAUGACGUUGACUACAUGGUUUUCGCCAACUACAUUGAAGCCCACAGCCCCGUAUAUCCAGCAGUGGAGGGUCGCAUUACAAUUAUAAACCCUACCAGUUCUCGGUCUGGGGCCUCCUUUAUGUCACUCUCUACCUAUUGGAUUAUUCUGGCUACAGUUCCCACUAUGGCCUAUCUACUUUAAUACGUUUAGAUAAAAAUAAAUAUACAAUUAAAUCUAAUGAUAGACAUAGUUUAAGGUGUUGCGGUAGGUUUUCGAAAUAAGACAAUUUGUACCUGGUAAAUAGCAUUACGUGUUUGAUAUUAUCUGACAUCUUCUAGUGACAGGAACCCCAAUGUAUUUGAUUUAACUUUUUCACUUCAAUAUACCUCCAUUCAGUGUCUUUUUUUACAUUACAAACGUUUAUUGGUAUUAACUUGUAUUGAUUUUUAUUAGAAUGACUGUGAGAGUGAACUAUAUUCCAGCACGCCUAUAAUUUUUUUUAAUUGAAAUUAAAUAAAAAAUAUAUAAAAUCCUAUUUGAAAAUGUACACUAAUCUAUGUGUGUUCGAAAAUUGAAAGGAAAAUAUCUUUUCCACACGUCAAAUUGACGUAGAACACUACGUCCUUGUUCGAACACCAUAUUAAAAUCAAGUUUUGUUUUAUCUUUUCGAAGUAGAACAUUAUAAUUUUAAUUCCUCCUGUACUUUUUGUCUAAUGAACAUCAACGAUAAGAACUUUUAACUUUUGCUUUUUGUUCUCAAUGUAUAAAUAAGAUAUGUACACGUAUAAUAUAAUUACCAAAAGGAAUGCCUGGUUUGGGCUUGAGAGAAAUUCAACAUCCAAUAACCUAUAAGUAGAUCUAGGUUUCUAAGCAAGUCCUCGUGGGCCACUGGCCUAUGCGAGGAUCUUAUCAUACGUAAUGAGGGGAGAGUAGAUACAGUACAAAGUCAAUGCUAUUGAUAAAAAGUGCUAAGAUCGCAGACAGGAUUUGAACCUGCUCUAUCUUAUAUCUAUGGUCGUUCGUUUGUCUGCAAUAAUAAUACGGAACUGGUUAAAUAUAAGCGUUAUUUUUCAGAACUUAAAAUUAAAAAAAUUAAUGUUCAUGCAUUUUACGUAAUGAUCAUUGCCUCUGUGCGUUGAAAUUAAAUAUAAUAAAAACAGGAUGACAAUUUUGAAAUGUAAAUUGGUCUCUAUGUUAUUCUGUGUGUUGUGUUCAGACUGGUCAUUCGAAAUCGAAACCCAAUUGGUUUAGUAAUGUUUUCAUGAUGAAGGGAUUAACGCCCUUGUAUCCAUGUACUCAUUUCAAUCUAACAUUUCACAUUUAUAGAAUUAGUUGUUGGAUAAAAUCAGAACAACAGUGUAAAUACUACUUUGUUACUAUUUAAAUGCGUAUAACAUGCUAUUGUUGUAUUGGUAAUAUGUAUUUAAACCUACUAUUAGUCCAAAUAUUUUCCCUCAAUAGGUUUAAUUUGUAUUUAUGUUAACCAAUCAGUCUUUUAAAACCACGAUAACCUUUCUUUAUUUAAUUUGUUCUUGUUAAACUUAGUGAAAUUUAAGAAGGAAUAAUUAAGAAGAAUGCUAUAAUUUUUUUUAUUUUCUAAUAUAUGAACUGAUAUAUGACCGAAGCAUAUAUAAUUUUAAAUGGUCAUUUUCAAGCAGAAUGUUUAUAAUCCUGACACAAUUGAGGCGGUCCAUUCCAAAACUUACAUAAUCCAAUUCCUGAAAUAUGUCAGGAAACAAUAAAAACGUUUAAUUUAAUAACUUUACAGUAAAAUGUUAUUUUUGGGUGUUCUUCAGGUGAAGGAUACAUGUUUUCAUAAAAUAGUGUAAACCUUUUUCACUUUAGAUGUCUAGUUUUUUUCAAAAUUAACAUUAAAGUUUGGAUAAUGUUAGUUUUGCCCUGACACCAAUGGAUAAAGUUAGUUUUGGAAAGAUGGUGUUAGGAUAAAGUUAGUUAUAUCAUGACACGUUUUAAUUUUGGCUAACAUAAAACACUUAAAACAAAUUAAAUGUUGUGAUUUUGACUAACUUAGGGGCUAUUCCUUUAAUUGACCAUCACUGGGAGUAUGGUGAAAUAUAAAAGAAUGGUUAUUUAUAUAUUGUUUUUAUUAUACAUCAAACACGUAAAAGUACAAUGAAGGGCAGUAAAACCUUUUGACAUCUUUAAGAAGAUCAACCUUACUAGUUACUACAAAAUAAAACAAACUGAUGACAACUGUUAAAACAAAUUGAGGAAAGUCCCACUGGUAGAACUAAUUUGUAGUCUACUAAACUACAAAAUCAUCUUCUUGGGCUUGGUGACCUCCACAAUACUCCUCCACAUCUGGUACUUUCCUCUUCUGUGAUUCCCUCGUUUUCCAUCAUCAAACUUUUGAAGAACUGAAGGUCUUCUCUUUGAUCCUAAUCAUCACCAAAAUGUUUUUUAGUAAUUUUGUGAUGUCUGUUAAUUUUGCCUUUUUGAUUGGAACUCCUUUUGUGACUGCUGACAAAACUAUAUCUUUAAUAGAUUUACCAGGUUUUGUCAAACACUUGGGGUUUUCGCAAUCGGAGUUGUAGCUCCUCUCCCCUUUUACCAACACCCUGUUCCGUUGAAUGUUUCUGCUGAAAACAAAUCUCUUAACAAGACUAAAUUUAAAAUGCCAUGCUUUCAAUGGUUUUAAAUAUUCAGCAGCAGUUUCUUUCCAGUUAUAAACUGAACAGUCUACACCUAAUAUGCGUACUGUACCAUGCUCAGCAAAUAGGUCAAUGUAGGUUUUUGGAUUAGUGAUGGUUGGUAUCUUUCGAAGUGUCUUCUCAAUCCGACCAAACACUCUAUCAGAAGGAAGGAAAGAGUGGCCAGGUACAGGGAAUAUAAGUUCAAUGUUCUUGAUAUUAGCAGGGGCAAUGUUCAACAAAAAGUAGCUUAACAUAUUCACCAUUAUAGAAUUACGAUUCUGCCCUCCACAACCAUCAGCGCACAAUCGAAUUGUCUUAAACGAACUCAGGUCACUUUUUGACAAAACAUCAAAAAUUAUGGAACAUAUUUCAUUUGAACCUUUACUGUGCUCGUUUUAUUGCCAUGUAUAUAUAAAAAACAUUCUCAUUUGUUAUUUGUGCUAUUGAAGAACCCUUCACUACUGUAGAGUUGUAAGUAUACAACUGGCGGCUAUAGUAAGCUGCCUGGUCCGGUACCUUAGGGUUAACUAAAUUCUUUUGGCAGUCAAAUGAAAAGGUAACCAUAUUAUAAUUUUCCUCUCUAAGUUUGGCAUAGAAAGCUUUACCUCGAAGCUUGUGAACUCUCAACUGAGUCAUCGAUUCUACUUUUUGUACUUGGUUCUGUUCAACCUUGAUUUUCUCAUGCAGUUCAAUACAUUUUGAGCAAGCAUCAGUCACUGGUCUACCAAUUCCAAUAUUGUAACAUUGGCAGAAAAUAUUCCUGAAGAAAGUCCUUUUGACUUUUAAAGACUCGUUUACACUAGAGAUGUAAAUUUUCCAAAGUUUUGAAAUAUUUAAUUCACAACUGAGAUAUUGCCUGGAACUUCUUCCUCGGCAAUAGUGAGAUUGUACUCCCUUUAGCUUUUCAAUAAAUGAUUUUACACUUUCUCUUUCAAUGCGGAAUUUCUCUCCACCUCUUUUUUCAACAGGCAUCUGUCCGGUGGUGGCAUAAUUUUUCGCAAUGUUGUUAACACGAAAUCUACUAACACCUAAAAUUCCGAGAAAUGUUUUCUGACAUACCUGAAUCUUAAAGUCCUUGGUCCCCUUAAUUUUUACUAGUUACUUAACUGCGACGCUCUUCUCUCCACCAUUUUGUUUGGAUCUUUCUCUUUGAGGUAAUGACACUUCAAUAUGUUUCAAGAUGAAUGUAUCUUGCUGAGUCUUCACAGGGUAUUUGUAAAAUGCAUCAUGGAACUCCUUUACGUCAGACAUCCUUAGUGAUUUAAAUUUGUAUGUUGGGCCAUUAUGAAAACAUCUUGGAGGUUCUGGCAUUUGAGUAGGCAUGUGCCUGAAAACAAACAAAUUCAUCAGGCUAAAGGUUUUAAAGAAAGUAAAAUUGGUUAGAGCUUUUUAAACAACGACCACACAUCUACAAACAAUGACCGAUGACUGGAAAACAACAAUCGACAACUUUAUGACAUCCGAACUCAUGCUUUUAUCCAAACUCAGGAUAAAAAAACU
Molecule: messenger RNA, 5817 nt
Organism: Homalodisca vitripennis (glassy-winged sharpshooter)
Lineage: Eukaryota; Metazoa; Arthropoda; Insecta; Hemiptera; Cicadellidae
Product: protein 5NUC-like
Exons: 9
Coding region: 110-1864 (584 amino acids)
Biological process (GO): AMP catabolic process
Cellular component (GO): plasma membrane
Molecular function (GO): 5'-nucleotidase activity
Source: RefSeq, a predicted model, not a curated record